Messenger RNA from Diuraphis noxia (Russian wheat aphid), 503 nucleotides. RefSeq lists its product as uncharacterized. The record is from RefSeq and is a predicted model, not a curated record. NCBI's taxonomy places the organism in Eukaryota, Metazoa, Arthropoda, Insecta, Hemiptera, Aphididae.
UCAUGAUAUUGUAGAUGAUUAUACAUAUUUUAAAUCGAUUUUGUUUGAUCAACAACAACUUGAUUUGAAAAUUAAAUUAUAUAUGUCUAUCGUGAAGCCUAUUGUUUUAAUGCACGUUGCUAUCUGUUCAAGUCUAAUGAUAAUGUUGUCGAACUCAUUCAUUAUGGUUUUCUUAUCAACAGGAUCAUUCACUUACAAAACCAUAAAUUUGUUUAAGAUCGGCAGUGGAAUUGUACAUUUAUGUGGGCAAUUAUUUCUAUAUUGUCAUUUAUUUGAUAAUAUGAACUUAAAGACAAACAUGGAUUUAAAAUUGAAAAAGUUAUUAUUAUUUACCAUGCAGAUCAACGACGCUAAUCAUGUAAGGAUGAAAGUUUCAACAAAAAAAAUAGUCAAUUUACAACUAUUUGCUAGCGUUUUGAUGACGUCCUACAACAUUGUAUCCGUCAUGGUAAAAACAAUGAAUAAAUAGAAAGACAUACUACACAAAUAUACAAUAGAUUAUC